AAUUUUUAGUGUUACUGUUCCUUUAAGUUAAUGUUUAUUAGGGCAUUCCCUUACUCCUCUCUGCAUUGCAAUGUUAGAGAAGCCACACAAUAAAGAGACAUCUGAGGAGCUAUAUGUGCAGGCAUGCCAAGAAGCUGGUGUUGUACCUGCCUCAUAUUUCAUGCGCCACAUGAAUGACACAAGUAUGGAACUUAAACAUCAUGGACUGGGACCCCGUGGUGCUCGGGCAAUUGCUGCAUCAUUACUGUCCAAUAAAUGCAUUACACACCUGAACCUAGAGGAUAACUGGAUUCAGCCAGAGGGAGCUUCUGACCUGGUGGAGAUGCUUAGAAAGAACUACUACAUUCAAGACCUGAAUAUUUCUAACAACCGUCUUGGUGUAUGUGGUGCAGAGGUAAUUUCCAAAAUGUUGCUGGACAACACAUCCCUUCUCUGCUUAAAACUAGCACAGAAUGAAUUUAAUGAUGAAUCUGUGAAGUACUUUGUUGAAGCAUUAUCUGCUAAUUUUCGCUUAACCGAGCUGGAUCUGAGUCACAAUGAGUUUUGUGAGAAAGGAGGCGAGUACCUUGGACAAAUACUGGCUUCUAAUGAGGGUCUGCAAGUGUUGAACCUCAGCUGGAAUCACAUUCGUAUGAAAGGAGCCAUUGCUCUCAGUGCUGGCCUGCGGGCUAAUGGGAUGCUUAAGAUCUUGAACCUUUCAUACAAUGGUUUUGGAAAUGAAGGAGCUUUGGCACUGGGUGAAGCACUUAGAGUGAAUUGCUCUCUGAUACAGCUAGAUAUCACUUGCAAUCGCAUAAACAAUGAGGGAGUAAGGCUGUUGUGCAAAGGACUGGAGAUCAAUGAAACCCUGCGUGUGCUAAAGCUCUCAAAGAAUCCCAUCAAUGUAGAGGCUGCUAUCCUUCUGCUCAACACAAUCUCUAAUAGGCCUGAAUGCAAGAUGGAGGAGCUGGACAUUUCUAACGUGCUAGUGAAUCCACAAUUUCUUGUUCGCCUGGAGACGGUGUCCUUGUAUCACCCAACAAUGCGUGUAUUGUAUGCUGGGGAGCAUGGAUUUGUCCCAAGAAAACCUGCCGGUCGUCAGGACCCGAUGAAGGUCAUUCAGAAUUACCUGAAUGAACGCAAACUGCGCAUGCUGGAUUUUUUUAAGAACAUGGAUAAAGAUAGCACUAUGAGGAUCCCAGUUAAUGACUUUCGGAGACACAUAACACAGGCUGGCCUUCCCCUGAAUAGUGCACAAUUGGAUGCACUGGUGCAAACACUGGACAGAGAGGAGACUGGCUUUGUGGACUACAGGGACCUUGUAGACACUCGGAACAAGAUGGUUAGAGACCAGCGUGAAGAGCAGCGACGCAAGGAAAGAAAGAAACGGCAGAAAAAGCAGCGUAGUGAACGAGCCUUGAGGUCCUUCCAUAGUGCAGUUAGGGCAUUUACUCCUCCUCCUGCCUCAAGGGGAGCCCUGGAUCACAGCACCAGCCCUGUUCAUGUCUCUGUCACUUCUCUUAGUUCCUGGUAUCAGGAAGAAGAACAAGGCCCCUCUCUUAGAUUUUCUGCCACGAAGAGGAAGACCACAGAGGAAGAAAGUGUCCUGCAGAGCCAGGGUGCUGAGCAAUAUUACAGUUCACAGGGAAGUCUAGGUUCCCAGUGUCUCUCUGAGCCUCUUACUCUCCUGGAAAGAAGUUCCUCCCCUCUCUGUGACAGUGGAUAGAAGGAAUCUAUAGUGUAAUGUAUGGAUGUACAGCGCUGCGUACAUAAGUAGCCCUUUAUAAAUAAAGAUAUACAUACAU
This is a messenger RNA of Xenopus tropicalis (tropical clawed frog), 1784 nucleotides long. RefSeq names its product leucine rich repeat containing 74a (gene lrrc74a). The coding region runs from base 71 to 1705 and encodes 544 amino acids. Lineage: Eukaryota; Metazoa; Chordata; Amphibia; Anura; Pipidae. The record is from RefSeq and is a predicted model, not a curated record. The transcript has 12 exons. Gene Ontology annotation, molecular function: calcium ion binding.